AUGCCACUUCCCACUGCUGCUGAUUUGGUCUUUUCUGAGCAAGCAAAUCACAACUUCUCCAGAACGCUUGGAGAACUAAAAAGACAUAAUCUCUCAAUACACAACCGCCUCCGGUCCAUCGAGGAAGAUGCAGCCUUUGCGCAAAAUGUGCAUGCUGCGUAUGGCAGGCCGCUGAUUGCGAAUGAGCGAUGCGGAAGCUGGUAUAUUCAUCCUAAUCAGAAAGGAGGAAGCGCGUACUUCAAGAGCACUGACGGCCAUACGGGGGUUUGGAAUUUCAGCUCGAGAAGGCUGAAUCUGCACCUGCUGGAGAUCAUAGGGAAGCACGAUGGGUGCAUUAUCGUUGAUUCUACCAGACGUGGGAAGACUAUGCCCGAUGCUCUCAGCAAGACCGUCCCAAUAUGGUGCAGUGUUGUGAAUCGCAUGCUGUUUCCGAACAUACCUCAGUUCCACAAUCUGCAUACUCCGCCGCAAGUGGUCUCCGAUUCGGAACAUGCGCAGAUUUCUGCUCGACUUCCCUCCUUCCAACAUACACUGGAGGCGCUCGACUUAUCCAGUGAAGCUCUCCGACUCGAUAUUUCUAAACCCCUCCGGCCCAUUUGGGUAACACCAGACUCGACCAUUACAGCUACGGCAAGCAUCUUCGAAGAUUUUCACCCUAUAAUAUGUUGUACUGUGUCGCGGCGUGUCGCAGGUGGGGUUAUCGAAGGAGAUUACGUGCAAGGAGCUGGGGAUGAUAGCGAGAACUGGGCACAUGGGUUAUCUCCUCCAAUCUUCUGGGAAAACUAUGAAGCUCUCCUAUCGACGUCUGAGAGUGACUUGCCAGAGUUUAUCGACCUAUUAGUCGGACAUGCCGAGAAGACUAGGGCAGUUGGAGAAGCACUAAGAUGUGUUGAGCCAACUUCUACUUUAUUCGUGGCUCGGAUUCCAGCAAUGGAUAGCGAGAUCAUGAGACCCGAUGAUUUGGCAAUAAUUCUUUCGCCGAUAAUCACCGCUCAAAGCACGUGGAGGACAUCCCGAACAAGGUUUGAUAUCGGCCUUGGCCCCCACAAAGUGGGUAGCAGAAAUCUUCGACUCGCUCUACCUCACAUCGUAGGUUUCGUUAAGGAGAACAUUUCCCAAUUGGCAAAUCCGGAUCACAGGAAGCGCUUGGUAGUCUGCUGUGAGAGCGGGAAAGAUCUUGCCAUCGGUGUUGCGCUUACUCUCAUAUGUCUCUUCUUUGACAACGAUGGUCAGUUGCUGGAGGAGAUGCGUUCCGCACCAAUUGACAAGAGCUUCAUUAGAACUCGUCUGGGAUGGAUCUCAACAUCGAUGCCGGAUGCGAAUCCAAACCGAGCGACGUUGCAGAGUAUUAAUAGCUUCCUAAUGGAACGCCCAAAAUAA
This is a messenger RNA of Venustampulla echinocandica, 1380 nucleotides long. RefSeq lists its product as uncharacterized. Gene Ontology annotation, molecular function: tRNA adenosine(64)-2'-O-ribosylphosphate transferase activity. The record is from RefSeq and is a predicted model, not a curated record. Lineage: Eukaryota; Fungi; Ascomycota; Leotiomycetes; Helotiales; Pleuroascaceae. The coding region runs from base 1 to 1380 and encodes 459 amino acids. The transcript is spliced from 3 exons. Gene Ontology annotation, cellular component: cytoplasm. Gene Ontology annotation, biological process: charged-tRNA amino acid modification.